This is a messenger RNA of Sitodiplosis mosellana (orange wheat blossom midge), 1157 nucleotides long. RefSeq lists its product as uncharacterized. The record is from RefSeq and is a predicted model, not a curated record. The coding region runs from base 111 to 1157 and encodes 348 amino acids. The transcript is spliced from 5 exons. Lineage: Eukaryota; Metazoa; Arthropoda; Insecta; Diptera; Cecidomyiidae.
AUUAUGUGAAUAAUUUCGGUCCAUAUAAAACUCGUAUCAGUCAUUUCAAUUUCAUUCGAUACAUUUUCGUUGCUCACAGCGGAUCGAGUGAGAAAUUAAGUUUUAUCAAGAUGAAGGUUUUCAGUUUAUUGUUGGUGUUAGUUGCAAUGUGCGCAGCAGCCUCAAAAGCUGCGGACAAAGAGGAUAAGAAAGUGAAGAAACGUGGAUUACUUGGAUUGGGCACCGCCAAUUUUGGAAAUAUUUACAAUCCAUCCUAUGCAGCUCAUUCAGUCCCAGAAUAUCAACCGCUAGCAGCUCCAUUCAUUCCAUCACCACAAUUAUUUCCGGGAACAAAUACAUUUUUGCAUUCGUCACCGGCCUUGCCGGCAGCUGCACCUGCCGUACAUUAUGCUGCCAGUCCAGUCGUUCAACAACAUGCCGUCGAAGCGAUACCAACUCAAGUCAAAACUUUUGUAAAGCACGUGCACGUCCCGUAUGAGCGAAUCAUUAAAGUUGAUAAUCCUAUUUACACACAUUUCGAACGUCAUAUUCCGAUUGAUAACCCCGUGCCAGUCUUAAAAAUCGUAAAGCAACCCUUUCCUGUCCAUGUCGAACAGCCAAUUCCCAUUCCAGUGAUUAAGGAAAUUCGCGAAUCUCAACCAUAUGUGCACAAAGUUCUUUUGGUCGUUCAACAAGUUUUCGUUAGGAACCAGGAAAAGCCACAAAACACAUACCUGCCAGCAUCACCGCCAAGCAAUACCUACGGCCCACCAGCUCCACAACAUAAUGAUGCCCCAGCCAUCCCUAGUUCAAGCUAUGGAGUUCCUGAUGGUGCUCCGCAAACUCAACCGCAAUACUUCCCACCAAAUCAACAAGAUAUUCCAGCACCACCAUCACCACCAGCACCACAAUAUAUCUCACCACAACAUCAACAACAACAUUUUAAUGAACCCAGCUACAGUGCUCAUCAGCAACAUGCUCCAGCAGAAUCAAGUUACGCUUCUAAUCAACAACAUUUUGACGCUCCUAGCCAAAGCUACAAUGCUCCUCAGCCAGAAUACUUACCGCCACCACAGCCGCAACAACAUUUUGCCCCUUCUCAACAGCAACAUUUUGAUACACCAUCCGUCCCCAGCACAAGCUAUGGAGCUCCCCAAGAUUUGUAUUUAACCUAUUAA